AUGUCUGCCCGAUGCGUCGUCUUGUGUUGUGUCACACUGUGCUGUGUUGUUUGGGGACAUUCAGAGAAACGAGCAGCUCUGGUGUCGCUACAUGAUGCCCUGUUUGGCCGAACAAACAAAACUAUUCCUCCCUUCGUUGACAAUAGCUCCACGGUUGAUGUGCAGGUAACGUUUGAGCCGGUCGCCAUCAUUGAUCUGGAUUCGGCAAGCCAGGUACUGACCGUACUCGCCUACUUUGAACUACGGUGGAAGGAUAUGGACCUCGCUUGGAACAUUUCCCAGUACUAUGAUAAUGACCGCAUUGAAGUAGAGCCUGACAAUGUGUGGACCCCCAGUAUAAUAUUAUCAAACAGCAUAGAUAGUCAUGAGCCAGUCGCCAGCAGAAAUGUUUUUGUUUCAUGGCAAGGGUUCAUGUCGUGGCAGCUCCCCGGCACCUUCCGGACAUCGUGUAAAAUAGACGUGUUUCGAUACCCUUUUGAUAAACAAACCUGUCUCGUCCUCAUCAUGCCAACAUUCGGAUACAAAAUCAAUUUUACGAUAGACGCCGUAAAUUUACAAAAUGUGAAAGACCUGACCGUUCAGAAUGGGGAGUGGAAUUACCUACACACGAAUUCCCAGCUAGUACCGGUGGAGUCUGGGGGCGUGAAUGCAGCACAGUUCAUAAUAACAUUAGAAAGAAGGCCGACCUACUACUUGAUCAACAUCAUCUUCCCCAUGGUGCUUAUGUCCCUCCUGAACCCAUGUGUGUUCCUCAUUCCCGCCAGGUCGGGGGAGAAGCUUGGCUUCCUCAUGGCUGUGUUUGUCUCUCACGCUGUGUUCCUCAACCUCAUUCAACAAACCAUGCCCCCCACCUCCGACUCCGUCUCCUUGCUGGCUCUGUUCCUGGCUUUACUGGAGGUGCAGGGCUUCCUCACCAUCCUCGCAUCCAUCGUGGUCCUCGGCGUGCAUCACCGGAAGGAGAAGGCUGAAGAAACGGCUGCAAAACACCAGACGAAGGGUGUUGAAUUGGUUGAGGUGAAACAUGGAAGGCGAUUCAGGGGGUGUGCCAUUAAUAUUGUGAAGCUGUUUGACGAGUAUCUCUGA
Messenger RNA from Haliotis rubra (blacklip abalone), 1083 nucleotides. Its product is annotated as acetylcholine receptor subunit delta-like. The transcript is spliced from 2 exons. Gene Ontology annotation, biological process: nervous system process; chemical synaptic transmission; signal transduction. The record is from RefSeq and is a predicted model, not a curated record. Bases 1 to 1083 code for a protein of 360 amino acids. Gene Ontology annotation, cellular component: synapse; neuron projection; membrane. NCBI's taxonomy places the organism in Eukaryota, Metazoa, Mollusca, Gastropoda, Lepetellida, Haliotidae. Gene Ontology annotation, molecular function: neurotransmitter receptor activity; transmembrane signaling receptor activity; extracellular ligand-gated monoatomic ion channel activity.